Mesocricetus auratus (golden hamster) is the source of this 1259-nucleotide messenger RNA. RefSeq names its product inactive serine protease 45. Gene Ontology annotation, molecular function: serine-type endopeptidase activity. The transcript is spliced from 6 exons. The coding region runs from base 63 to 1013 and encodes 316 amino acids. NCBI's taxonomy places the organism in Eukaryota, Metazoa, Chordata, Mammalia, Rodentia, Cricetidae. Gene Ontology annotation, biological process: proteolysis. The record is from RefSeq and is a predicted model, not a curated record.
UACGGGGUGUGGGCACGUGGCAGCACACUGGCGCUGUCUCCGCCGCCCAUGGCUCCAUCUUCAUGGCUCCGUCGUUGUGUGGCCUGGGCUCUUACCCCGGAUCCUUAAGGCACUGGGUCCUAACCUGUUUUGUGACACUGCUGUUGCUGCUUCCGCCUUCAAACUUAGGUGAUGAAAGGAACGACCAAGCAGUUUGUGGCAAGCCCUGGUGGCCAGACAACUUGGAGGAGAUCCGCCAUUGGCCCUGGGAAGUGAGUCUUCGCAUGGAAAAUAAGCACGUGUGUGGAGGGGCCCUCAUUGAUCUCAUCUGGGUGAUUUCUGCAGCUCACUGCUUCCAGAGCAACAAAGAAUACUCAGUGAUACUGGGUAGCAGCAAGCUGCAGCCCAGCAGCUCUUCUGGGACCCUGAAGAUUCCUGUGGGUGACAUCAUUGUGCAUCCCAAUUACUGGGGCUGGAACUUCAUCAGAAGUGAUAUUGCCCUUGUCCGUCUUAAGACUCCUGUCACCUUCAGCAAGUAUGUGCAGCCCAUCUGUCUCCCAAAGCACAACUUCAGCUUGAAGGUUGGGACCCAGUGCUGGGUGACCGGCUGGGGCAAGAUUAAGCAGUACUCCUCAGACAACCUGACCCUGACUCCAGAGCUCCAGGAGGCCGAGGUAUUCAUUAUGGACAACAAGAAGUGUGACCAUAUUUUCCACCAGAACUCCUUGUAUCCCCGAGUUAUCCACCUUAUCCGGAGGAACAUGAUCUGUGCUGCCAAUUAUGGAGAGAGCCUGUGCUAUGGGGACCCUGGGGGGCCAUUGGCUUGUGAAAUUGAUGGAAGAUGGAUUCUGGCUGGGGUGUUAUCCUGGGAGAAGGCCUGCGUCAAACCUCAGAAUCCAGGUGUAUACACUCGCCUCACCAAAUACACCAGAUGGAUCAAGGAGCAAAUGAACCACGGGGCACUGCCAGGGCCCUGCAGGGCUUCCUGCCUCUUAUUCCUGUCCUGGCUGCUGCAGCUCCUAGUGGACCCAUGACUUCUCCACCCCUUCCCUUCCUGCUUUGCCUCUGCUGAAUGGCACUGGGUGGAUGAUUGAAUGAGGUUGCAUGUCCAUAUUCCAUGGGAGUCAGGGCGGUGAUGAACUGGUCCCUGGAGAACUCGGGUCCUGCAGGGAUGGAUGUGAUGGAUAACUGGGCCAUGAGUGGCCAGGAGAAGGGUGUGUAGCUUGGAAGCAACAUUCUGGAAUUUAAGACCAAGAGAAGAGAUUAAAUCUGUAUGAGCA